UUCUACCCUGUACAAAAAGAGGCCGACGUUGUAUGUAGGGUAUGUUUAAGGAAAGGACACGACGAAAUGGAUUGUCUGUGGAACGAAGCAAUGGAUCGAAAGGACUAUCGGCAUGAGGAAGGGAAGUCGAAGGACCAAUACAACCUUGGAAACAUGACCCCUGAACAACAAAGCCGAAUGAUGGAAGUUCUGAGUAAAUACGAGGACGUUUUUGCACGGGAACCCAAUCAGCUAGGAAGGACGUCGGUCGUCCAACAUGAAAUACACACCGAGGAAGGUCCUCCGCUCGCUUAUUUGGUAGAACAAUGCAACGGACGUAGUAGAUAA
Ambispora leptoticha is the source of this 327-nucleotide messenger RNA. The record is from the annotation of a GenBank genome assembly. NCBI's taxonomy places the organism in Eukaryota, Fungi, Glomeromycota, Glomeromycetes, Archaeosporales, Ambisporaceae.